AUGGUGAGAGACGUUUCUAGUUUAGAGACAAUGCCUCCAACAUGUACUUGGAAGAAGAAAAGCUUGGUUCUCGUCUACCUGGAUAAUGACAUCAACGACGGUUUCAUUGCUGAUGAGGAUAAGUUUUUCAUCACUGCAGCACUGAUCGACAGGAAAGAUGUCAACGACGAAUCUUACAACAUGUAUCAAAGAAACCCGUCUGGUCAUUCUACAUCUUGUAAACUCAAUAGAAAAAAAACACUUGCCUCAAAUGACAACACAAUCAAGACAGGACAACGAUGUCUGCUUAUGGCUAAAGGAACCGCAACAACGAAAACGUGGCGUGAUCCGAAGAGAGAAAGCGAAGUCGUAAAUAACCACAACCUGGAACCAAUGACACGUCGAAUUAGCAACACUAAAAUUUGCGUAGCCUUGUCCAAUCCCUCAGCGGUUGACGACCUGAUAUCCUCAUCUAGGCUUCUGCGUUCAUCAUCAGGUACCAAGCACAUCUACAUCAACCAUGACCUGUCAAAAAGACAAGCUGAAAAGGGUUUGAUCCGACCGUUUAGAAUGGCUUUGGCAAAUGUUAGAAGUCUUCAGAAUAAACGAAAUGAUUUGAAUGUAUUUUUAUCAGAAUACGAUCCUAACAUUUUUCAGUUAUCGAAACAUGGCUUUCACCAGAAGAUCGUGACGAAUUGUUUUUACCUACUGGUUUCAGUUUUGCUAGAAAAGACCGUGGAACGCGUGGUGGUUGUGUGGCUUUCAUAA
Helobdella robusta is the source of this 747-nucleotide messenger RNA. RefSeq lists its product as hypothetical. Lineage: Eukaryota; Metazoa; Annelida; Clitellata; Rhynchobdellida; Glossiphoniidae. The transcript is spliced from 3 exons. The coding region runs from base 1 to 747 and encodes 248 amino acids. The record is from RefSeq and is a predicted model, not a curated record.